Molecule: messenger RNA, 2466 nt
Organism: Gekko japonicus
Lineage: Eukaryota; Metazoa; Chordata; Lepidosauria; Squamata; Gekkonidae
Gene: TULP3
Product: tubby like protein 3
Exons: 12
Coding region: 1-2010 (669 amino acids)
Biological process (GO): protein localization to cilium
Cellular component (GO): cilium
Source: RefSeq, a predicted model, not a curated record
AUGGUUCUUCGGGACUACCUGAUAGAACAGCAUGUAGAUCUGGCUUGCGUGACCAAGACAUGGGUGCGGGACGGAGAGACAGUCUGCAAUAAAAGUAUAAGAGGUUCUGACAAAGACCCACAGGGAGGCAGGGGUGAGCCAUGUGGACAUGGUUUCCUGGUGGCAGAAAACGGGGCAGCGUUGGGGAGGUGGCCCCCUGUCCACACAGGAGCACGGCAGGCAGCAGCAUGUCCGACGGGUCGGCCGAUCCCCGUCCCCACGCUUCGCACCGCGGGAUGGAAUUCCCAGGGAUCUGUCGCCACCAUCAUGGUGCUGCAGGAUGAGCCAGGAAAGGGGGCGCCAGGCCAGGCCCUCGCUUCUCUGGAACGGGUCCGGGGGGGUCGUCAGUCUGCAGUCUCUCUGGCGCCCGGUCGAGUUCUUCCGAGGGUUUCUGGUGCGCCCUCAGCCUCCCGGGGGGUGUCGCUGCCGCCGGAGAUCCGCCCAGCCUGGAGAACACGGAGGCUUCGGGCGGUGGGCGCCCCUCGACGGACGAAGGGGCCUCUCCUUCCUUCCCGGGCUCCAGGGAGCUCCCCGCCGGGAGCUGGCAACGGCACGGAAGGAGCGCCCCCUCCCACCCCCUUUCCCCGCCCGGACAGGGGGGCGCCCCCCAGCGGUGGCUUUGAUGAUGAAACUUUGAAACUGCGGCAACUGAAAUUGGAGAACCAGAGAACACUACUAGAGAAGAAGCAGAGGAAAAAACGCCUUGAACCCUUGAUGGUCCAGCCAAAUCCUGAAGCAAAGCAGCACAGGUCAAAGCCUCGAGGCUCUGAGGAGCAGACCCCCUUAGUGGGGCUGCAGGCCCCAGCCCUCACCAAUGUUGUCCUGCAUGGCAUUGAUGGCCCGGCUAUCUUUCUGAAAUCAGAGAUACAAGUCUUGGGAGCCAAGCAGCAGAUAAUCUCAGUUGGAUCAUCGACAACAGAAGAUGACACCAAGCCAGAAAGCACGGAGCAAACUUCAGCCGAUACAACUUCCAAGAUGGAUCUGCAAGGCAUUCUACAGAGACGAGGUAUCUCUGGGAGUAUGAAUUUUGAUGAGGAGGACACAGAUGAAGAGGAAGAAGCCAGAAAACCCUCAGGGUCUCCGUCCCCCUGUUCUGAGCUGGAGAGACAGAGUCCUGCCGUCAGUGAGAAACCUGCAGCCGACUUGGGUGCUUCCUCUGCUGUGCCACCUCAGACAGAUGCACAGCUGGGAGAAAUUGAAAACCUAGAGGAGUUCGUACUGCGCCCUGCACCUCGUGGCAUUACUGCUAAGUGUCGGAUCACGAGAGAUAAGAAGGGGAUAGACCGAGGCCUCUUUCCAACUUACUACAUGCACCUGGAACGAGAUGACAACAGAAAAGUAUUCCUUCUUGCAGGGAGAAAAAGGAAAAAGAGCAAAACAUCAAAUUAUAUAAUUUCAAUUGAUCCAACAGAUUUAUCCAGGGAAGGGGAAAGUUUUGUUGGCAAACUCAGGUCAAAUCUUAUGGGAACUAAAUUUACUGUCUACGAUCAUGGGAUUAAUCCAAUGAAGGCACAGGGGCUUGUGGAAAAAGCACACACCCGACAGGAACUGGCUGCCGUUUGUUAUGAAACCAAUGUAUUAGGAUUCAAGGGACCCAGGAAAAUGUCGGUCAUCAUUCCAGGAAUGAAUCUAAAUCACCAAAGGAUUCCAAUCAGGCCACGAAAUGAACUUGAAAGUUUAUUGUCAAAAUGGCAAAAUAAAAACCUAGAUAACCUGAUAGAGCUACACAACAAGGCUCCCGUGUGGAAUGAUGAUACCCAAUCUUAUGUCUUGAACUUCCAUGGGAGAGUCACCCAGGCCUCAGUGAAGAACUUCCAGAUUGUUCAUGAAAAUGACCCUGACUAUAUUGUGAUGCAGUUUGGUCGUGUUGCUGAAGAUGUGUUCACCCUGGAUUUCAACUAUCCCCUGUGUGCCCUUCAGGCCUUUGCCGUUGGACUCUCCAGCUUCGAUAGCAAGCUAGCGUGUGAAUGAUGGAAAUGAUACUUCCAGCCUUCCAUCUGUUUUUCUUCUUGUGCUAACGUUCAGGCUGUGGUGUGUGUUUGUGUGCAUGUGUGGAGGGUGGCAAGAGACAUACGUGAGGAUACUCAAGGGAAACUACGAGCUUCUUAACCAGAAGCAGACGGGGAGGCACAAUAGCAGCCAGCUGGAGAAUGCUGCCUUUUCCAUAUGUGAGGCUCCAUGAGCACAUUUGAGGAGGAAACAUGGAUUGUCAUUGUUGCAGUUGCAAACGGAGGAGAGGGAGGCUGUUUGUGAGAGAAGGCUCUGUGUCACGUUCUUCCCCUGGAGUAGCCAAGCCCAAAAGAGUCAGAACCCCUGUUGCUGGAAUCCCAUAAACGGAGUUCCGCUGUCUGUUCUGUUGUCCUUCACUGCCUGGCGGUGUGCUUGAUGUUUUGCUAGCCUGUAACAAAAAAUUGUCUCGUUACUCUG